Kockovaella imperatae is the source of this 2775-nucleotide messenger RNA. RefSeq lists its product as hypothetical. The record is from RefSeq and is a predicted model, not a curated record. Gene Ontology annotation, cellular component: nucleus. The coding region runs from base 1 to 2775 and encodes 924 amino acids. Gene Ontology annotation, molecular function: DNA binding; DNA-binding transcription factor activity, RNA polymerase II-specific; zinc ion binding. Gene Ontology annotation, biological process: regulation of DNA-templated transcription; DNA-templated transcription. NCBI's taxonomy places the organism in Eukaryota, Fungi, Basidiomycota, Tremellomycetes, Tremellales, Cuniculitremaceae. The transcript is spliced from 20 exons.
AUGGAUUCACAGGAUCUUCCACCGGACUCACCCGGCACCUCGUCCGACGGAGAGGCUGUCGCCUUUGACGGUGUAGAGGCCAAGACCAAUGUACUUGCCAGAAAUUUGGCGUGUCAUCAGUGUCGAAAGCGGAAAAUGAAAUGCGAUGGUGUACGCCCUACGUGCGCGAAUUGUCAAAAGCCUCGGGCGAGAUUGAUGCCUGGUCAUCCUCCCAUACCCUGUACCUGGGAUUCCGAGGAACAGAUCAAGCAAAAGAAGAAGAAAGGAUCUGCCAAGGAUGAACAGGGGACCGGGAAGGGAAUCAGUAAGAGGGCCAGAAUCAACCAAUUGGAGGAGCGUCUGGCGAAAUUCGAAAAGAUGUUUCCGAACUCAAAUUUGAAUGAUCCCACUCAGAUCCUGGUGAACAGUGGCCCUUCCACCGGUACUGGUCUCGGUCCUCUCUCGAGUGGCUCGUUAUACGUGACGGAGGAUCCAUUCGCAAGUUGGGCUCCAAAUGAUCCCCUAGGAGAAUGGGCACGAGGAGCGAAUCCCUAUGCUGGACUGCAUCCUGAUGCGUCGAGCCAGCCGAAUCAAGGCUUCAACGCGUUCCCCGCCCCUGGAUUUACGGGAGAGUUAUCAUGGCCAGACUGGCCUCGAGAUUUACCAAGUUUGGACGUGGUCGAGCACUGCGUUGCCACCUUCUUCGACAAGAUUCCUCUAUUGCCAUUGAUGAUUCACCGACCAUCUUUCAUGACUAAACUUCAACUGCCUCCCUCGCACCCCGAGUUUCCUCCUCAGGCUCUAAUUCACGCCAUGCUCGCCAUGGCCUCGGCAUAUAUCCCCGAGAGCAGUCUGGCGAAAAGGGCCUACUACCCCACUGGAACACCCUGGUUCACCAAUAAGCAUCCAGAGGUUGAUCUGGAAGAGGAUCCAGAGUUGGUCCGGACUUUUCAGCAACAAAUACAAUUUAGUUCCUCCAAUGCCUACAGCAAUCAGGACACUGCCCAAGGCAGAUUCAAAUCUUGGCAUCGCCGCAAGACAUUCGUGUUCUUGCAGAAACAACUUACCACUGGCAAACGAUUGGUCCAAGCAGUCCAAGCCCAAGUCAUCGUUGCCACAAUGUCACAAUACACAGGACUCUGGGUGGACGCCUGGUUCGAGAUCGGAAUCGCAAUGCGUAUGAUUCCGCCAAUGCGCCUCUCAAGGCGACCAGACGUCAAAGACGCUUACCAUCGAUGGGGACACUCCAUCAUGCCGCUAGCCACGGACGAAAUGGACCAAGCGGAGCGUGACAGGACCUUUUGGGUCACAUAUUGCCUGGAUUGUUCGACUGCUCAUAUGACAGGCAGCGCUGAGAGUAUAGCUCCGGCAGAAAUCACCGUCGAUCUACCUGUUACCCAAGCGCUGUACGAUAGAGCAUCAGGAGGGCUGAUUGGGAUACAAUCACUACAUUCGCCGGAAGUCAUCACGCAUCACCCUCCUGAGCACUGUGAUAGUUUCAGCUUCUUCGUCAAGGCGAUGUACCUCUUCUCCGAGGUACAUCGUUUCUUCAGAGUAUACGGUGGUGAAGGCCACUCCAUACCGAGGUUCCUCAAUCACCCACUUCUUCGAAAAUGCGUUUCGGACAUCAAUGCAUUUCGUAACAGCAUACCAUUCCACCUUCGUCGUCCGACGCGAACCUCCAGGAAUGGUGAAAGCCAGGCUCCAGCGGCCUUUGAUACUUUGAUGCUGGCCACCAAUAUGGUCAUAAAUUCCGCGGUCAUGGCAUUGGGUGAACCCCUCAUGACGCCAGAGAACUGGAACUCCGAAUUUGCGAAAUUAGCCUUGGCAUCUGUUCGCUCCAACCUCUCCCUGCUAUACGACAUCAACGCCACCAGUUAUGAUUUAACAUUGUUGCCCACACCUUGUGCCUUCUCCUUCACCCUUUCCUGUCGAGCACUUUCUCGUUUCAUUCAAGCUGCCACUCAGAGUGGCGAUAAAAUCUCAGCCAUGAUCUUCAGGACGGAAUGCGAAGUUUUCAGGCACGCAUUAUUGCAGUAUGGCGAGAGGUGGAUUCUCGCCGAUAGACUUCUAGCCAUGGUGGAUGUCGUGCUCGAUUCGCAAGGCAUGAGCGCUUCGGCGGAAUUCGCUGAUGGCAUCUCGUGCCGCCAUGAAGUCGCAUUUGACCCCGCCAUGCAGGAAUCAGUACGAAACGAGAGCAGCUGGGGAACUCGCAUCAGAAACAGCUCGGCAGUCAGCUCGAUAUCGAGCGCGACCACACCUGCUUCCUCUACUGGAGUGGGUCCGGCUAUCAAAGACGUCGCUCCUGGAGUUUUGUCGGUCAAUGUGUCUCCCGUCGCAAAAUCAAAUCGGCCACCUCAGGAUGCGUAUGGUCAUCUUCAGCAUGCGAGCAUAAGCAGUGAUUUGGGAAAUAUCGGUCUGCAGCAACCGAACAGCACCCUCGAUAAUUCCCUCUCGGCACCUGUGGAAUGGCCGCAAGGUUCAAAUCCAGCAACUCUGGCUGGGAGUAUACCUCAGGUCGUGGAUCCGAUCCAUCUCGCCACUGCUUCGAGCUACGCCGAACCCCCUGUGAGACGAAUGUCAAGGAUGGACUUGGGCCCUAACUUUAUACCUGCUGCUGUCCAAGGUUUCCAAGGUACAGAAAUGUUGACUGGGGACAGCGAGACGAAUAUAUCUAGCUUGUCAAGUCAUCUCGGCGUCAAUAUUGGUGAUUGGCUUGACAUUCAGAAUUACGCUUUCGACGUGGAUAGCCUUGCGCAGAAUUUCCAGAGCCCAGGGGGUUCAUCGUGGGCGUAG